AUGCUCGGCGCAUUGGCUGCCUCCGCUGCUUCUGCUUCUGCUGCUGCUUCUGGUCCCGCGCCGGCCACUGCUGCGUUCGAUGCUGCCAGUGCCUACCUUGCAUCCCCCGCCGCACACGUCCCUCGCCCAGCAGCCAUCCCGCAGCCGCGCGACAACGAACCAAACCAGUUCCAAGCAUCGCUUCCGAUCGUCAUCAACACCUGGCCAUUCACCGACGCCACUCGUGCAGCUUGGGCUUCGAUUACCACGCCGUCGACGUCAGCAGUGGACGCUGUCGAGAUUGGGUGCACUGUCUGCGAGAUUGAACAAUGCGACGGCUCUGUCGGUUACGGUGGCAGCCCUAACGAGGACGGCGAAACGACUCUCGAUGCCAUGAUUAUGGAUGGUAUCACGCACGAUGUCGGAUCCAUCGGAUGCAUCAAGCGCGUCAAGAGCGCCAUCUCGGUCGCUCGCAAGGUGAUGGAACACACUACGCACACGCUGCUCGUUGGCGAGGACGCGACUCGCUUUGCCGUGUCCAUGGGCUUCAAGGAAGAGAGCCUGACUACCAACAACUCGAUUUCCAUCUAUCAGUCGUGGAAGGCUCAGAACUGCCAGCCCAACUACCGCCUCGACACGCUGCCCGAUGCCAACACGAGCUGCGGCCCGUACAAGCCUGCACCAAACACCUCCAACCGCGGCUCCUCGCGCUACCACACGUCACCCCGCAUCAACCCGGCUGUUGGUCCAGGCAAUCACGACACCGUUGGCAUGAUUGUGAUUGACGCGAACGGCAAUGUUGCUGGCGGCACCUCGACGAAUGGCGCCUCGCACAAAGUCCCCGGCCGCGUUGGCGACUCGCCCAUCACUGGCUCUGGAGCCUACGUCGACAACAAUGUUGGUGGUGCUGCCGCCACUGGCGACGGCGACGUGAUGAUGCGCUUCCUUCCCAGCUAUCAAGCCGUGCGCAACAUGGAAGCGGGCAUGACGCCGACUGCUGCGGCUGAAGAUGCGCUGCGCCGCAUCGCAAAGUUCUACCCAAACUAUCUGGGCGCUCUUGUCGCCGUGAACAAGCAAGGUCAAUUUGGCGGUGCUGCGCAUGGCUGGAACUUUUCCUACUCUGUGCGCAACUCGACCAUGAGCGAUGUUACCGUGUUUUCCGUGACGCCGCUUGAUGCCAAGCCAUAA
This is a messenger RNA of Capsaspora owczarzaki ATCC 30864, 1167 nucleotides long. RefSeq names its product aspartylglucosaminidase. Bases 1 to 1167 code for a protein of 388 amino acids. Gene Ontology annotation, biological process: protein deglycosylation. Gene Ontology annotation, molecular function: N4-(beta-N-acetylglucosaminyl)-L-asparaginase activity. Gene Ontology annotation, cellular component: lysosome. Lineage: Eukaryota; Filasterea; Ministeriida; Capsasporidae. The transcript has 6 exons. The record is from RefSeq and is a predicted model, not a curated record.